AUGAACACCAUGGUCCCAGGUGCUCACCUGCGUCCUUCAGGAGAUCUGCAGGGAGCAGUGCGAGAUACCACUCAAGAGCCCUGUGGACGAUUAUCAUUCAUGAAGGAGCCAAAAUCUACAAGAGGCCUCGUUCAUCAAGCCAUAUGUAACCUAAAUAUCACUUUACCCAUUUACACAAAGGAAUCAGAGUCAGACCAAGAACAAGAAGAAGAGGUUGAUAUGACUUCGGAAAAAAAUGACGAGACAGAAUCUACAGAAACAUCUAUCCUGAAAAGUCAUCUGGUUAAUGAAGUCCCUGUACUAGCCAGUCCAGACCUGUUGUCUGAAGUUUCUGAGAUGAAACAAGAUUUGAUCAAAAUGACUGCCAUCUUGACAACUGACCCUUCUGAUAAAUCAGGCUCCAUUAAAGUGAAAGAUCUUGGAAAACCCACUGAAGAAGAGCCAGGAGAGCCUUUUGAAAUAGUUGAAAGAGUGAAAGAAGACUUAGAAAAAGUAAAUGAAAUUCUGAGAGGUGGAUCCUACACCAGAGAGGAACGUGUUUUGCAAAAGUCCCUUUCCAGUCAAGAACUUGUAGAAGAAGAAUGGGUCAUUGUCAGUGAUGAAGAAAUUGAAGAGGCCCGAAGAAACGCUCCUUUAGAAGUCAGUGAACCUACCUGUGUAGAAGUCAGGGUAGACAAAGAGACAACAAAACCAGAGAAGCGAGACAUGGCAGGAAUGGUAGAUUACCUUACAGAGGAUUUAAAAACACAUAUUUCUCUUCAUGAGGUACAGCCGCCGGCCUUACAAGAAGACCUAGUAGAGGAGAGAUUUGAAGCUGUAGUAAUAAGCAGGGAUUCUGAAAAAGAAGGACAAGAAUCUCCAACAACUGAAACACUAAGUCCGCAGGAGCAACACAAGCCAGCCUUAGAAAUUAAAAAGCCGGUUAGGACAAAAUUAAGAGACAAGCAAAAGCAAAAGGAAGGCAAGAUGCACAGCGGUGAAGAAAAACCGGGACUAACGAAGCUCACUUCAGAUGAGUCACGAGGUGGGGAACCUGGCUUAACACCGGCAGCUCCUCCUGAGGCUAAAGCUGUAUCCCCUGUUAUAGAGGAAACUCCUAUUGGCUCAAUAAAAGAUAAAGUUAAAGCUCUGCAGAAACGAGUGGAAGAUGAACAAAAAAUACGGUCAAAACUGCCUGUCAGAAUUCAAACAAGAGAAGGCACUGCUGAAAAGGCAUCUAAAAGACCGGUGCAAGUCAAAAAAACAGUAGCACACAAAGCACAACCACCCGUUUCACCUUCUUCUAAGACAGAAAGACUUGAAGAGACCAUGUCAGUUCGUGAACUGAUGAAAGCCUUCCAAUCAGGUCAAGACCCAUCCAAGAAUGUAUCUGGACUCUUUGAGCACAAAUCUGUCAAACAGAAGCAACAGCUCCCUGAGAAGGAAACAACCCGGAGAAAACCAGUUUCUUCACAAAGCGAACUGAAGCGAGGAUCAAGCCACAAGACAGACAAACAGAAGGACAAACAAAGCACGGUAUCCAAAGCAGAGAAAGAGCCACAAUCCAAAAAAGGAAAACCACAAAUUUCUGCCGUCGAAGUCACCAAGAAAGCCGCAGGUAAAGACCAGGUGAAAGGGCAGAGCAGCAAAAAACCGACUGAACCUCUCCCUCCUGUAUUUGAUGAUGAAAGUGCCAAAGACACAGCAGCUGUGAAGGGCAGGACUUCUGACGACCAAGGAGAUACUGACUUCCAGAUCAGCCCCGACAGGAAAACCUCAACAGACUUUUCUGAUGUCAUUAAAGAAGAACUGGAGGAUAAUGACAAAUAUCAACAGUUCCGACACCUUUCAGUGACAGAGGAGGGAGAGCUUAACUUGGAGCAAGUUCUGACCAGUCCUUUCAGUGUCGCUUUUCCCACAGAGUAUGUGAAAGAUGGGUUCCUUCCUGCUCUUUCUCUGCAAAGUGCCGCUUUUGAUGGGAGCUCAGAGAGCCUUAAACACGAAGGUGUGGCUGAUUCUCCAGGUAGCCUACUUGACGGAACCCCUCAGAUCAGCUCUGAGGAAAGUUAUAAGCAUGAGGGUCUGGCAGAGACUCCAGAAACAAGCCCUGAAAGCCUUUCAUUCUCACCAAAGAAAACUGAUGGGCAAAUUGAAGAAGCUAAGGGAUCAACUAGAGCACAAACAACAGCAGAAACAUGUUCUCCGAAGGAACCCUCUUCAAAAGAUGAAAAAGGUAUUACUGAAAGACAGCUAGAUGCUGUUACCGAGACUACUAAGUCUCAUUCUGACCAUGUAUCAGAAGAGCUUGUACCUACAGCCUCUGAAGAAGAGGCUGAUAAACUUACAGAAAGUAGCUCAGCAUCCAUUAUGAAAGAUAUUAGCAGGGAUAAAGAAUCCAGGACCACUGCACAUUUAACUAAGUCUUCUGAAACACAUGACACUGCUUUAGAGAAAGAAAAAGAUAUAACCUGUGAACGCCGUGUUGCGGUUAGAAGUCCCCAGAAAUUGGAACUUUCACUUGCUAGCCAUGAUAGUGAAUGCUUUAGCCCAGUUGCAGAUGACUCUUUGGCUAUAAGUCACAAAGACUCAUUGGAAGCAAGCCCAGUGCUAGAAGAUAACUCAUCACACAAAACACCUGAUUCUUUGGAGCCCAGUCCGAUGAAAGAGUCUCCCUGCCGUGAUUCCCUUGAAAGUAGCCCUGUAGAACAAACAGUGAAGGCUGUUAUUUUGGGGCAGGGUCCUCUUCAGUCUGUUCUUAGCAAAGGAGAAACCUGUCCAGAGCUGGCAUCAGUGCGUUCCAGGAUUCUCCGUGACCCUGAGGGAAGUGCUGAUGAUGACAGUCUAGAGCAAACGUCCCUCAUGGAGAGUUCAGGGAAAAGUCCUCUUUCACCUGAAACCCCUAGUUCUGAAGAAAUUAGCUAUGAAAUCACACCCAAAACAGCAGACUCGCAGGCACUGUCUAACAUACCAAAGUCGGCCGUGAUCCCUGAAGUCAGCGAAGAACCAGAGGAUGAUCCAGAAAGUGAACCAAAGAAGAGAUUCACCCCUGAAGAGGAGAUGUUUAAAAUGGUGACCAAAAUCAAAACGUUUGAUGAGUUAGAACAAGAAGCAAAACAAAAGAGAGAUUACAAAAAGGAUUGCAAGCAAGAUGAAUCUUCUGUAGUUGCUGAUUCAGAAACUGCACGUGAAGCUGAAGAACCAGAGUCAACAGCUGCAGGAGAAAAAGUUAUGCCUGCAGUGGUGACGUCUGCAGCUGAAUCGAGAAAAGGCUCUUCCUCUUCAGAAAGUGAGCCGGAACUGACUCAGCUAAAAAAAGAAGCCGACUCAGGCCUCUUAAUGGAGCCGGUGAUCCGAGUGCAGCCACCCUCCCCAUUACCAUCCAGUGUUGACUCCAGUUCUAGCCCCAGCGAAGCAGGUUUUCAACCCAUUGAUUCCAAGCAGUGCUCUGUCGGGGUAGGUGCAGUUAAAGUAGAACAGGAUGAGCCAACAGGAGAUGACAGAGAGGAACCACUUAUCCUCAGGGGCAGCUGUAAGGCUUCCCCAAGAGAAUCGGGCACUUGUCAUUCCGAUGGUUGUGUGCCAGCGGGCACUGAUGAAUCAAAAUGUGACAGUACAGAUGACAGUGAGACAGUUAGUCCCAAUGCCCCAGUCACACAGUCUGGGGGUACUCUGUGUCAUUCCGCUGGUGACAGUUCUCAAGGGGAAGCGUGUGUUGAGUCUUCACUAACACCACGGCACCAUGAUACUACCGAAAAAGAAGUUGUAACGGCUGCGUUGUUCGCACACAAAGAUCUCACCGCUACAGGAGCUGCCACUGAGAAAGCAGAUGAUGGUUCUUGUGGACACAGUACCACUGAGUGCUCUGUACCACAAGAUAGCAAACUGGCUGAAGACAAUACCACUGACCGUUGUACUUUGAGAAGGGAUUUGGGGAAAGCAGAUAGAGAUUUUGAAACAUCUCAAAGAGAUAUUCACGCUGAGAAACCCUUUCCAGAGUAUUCAUCCCUUACCACUGAAACAGGGGACCUUGAAAGCUGUGUAGCAGAUGCUGCUGAAAGUAGUGCUCAUUAUAUAGUAAGCCCUUAUGAAAAUGUGUCUUCUGAACAUUUCUUUGCUGACUGUGAGAGUAAGGUAGGAUCUGACAGAAGUCUGCUAUCUAGGGAAAACUCUUCUGUUCAAGAAGGAAAAGACCAGACUGGUGAUGCUUUACUUAGCAGAGACACAGGUAGUGAAUAUCAUUCUUCGGAGGAAGUAUACAUGGAAAUAGAGCCAAAACUGGAGGAUGCAUUUCAGAAAAAAUCACAAGGGUCUUCAGCAUCAGAUUCCAAAAAAUUAGCUGACCCUGGCCUUAAGGACGUAAGAGAUGAAACAGAGAAAUUGAUCAGUCAAGUUGUCAUCACUAAAACUGAUGUGGAUUCUGACAUGUGGAGUGAAAUACGUGAAGAUGAUGAAGCUUUCGAAGCUCGGGUGAAAGAGGAGGAACAAAAGAUAUUUGGGCUGAUGGUAGACAGGCGAUCACAAGGCACAACACCCGAUACAACACCAGCCAGAACACCCACUGAAGAGGGGACACCACUUAGUGAACAAAAUCCUUUUCUUUUUCAGGAAGGAAAGUUGUUUGAAAUGACUAGAAGCGGAGCCAUUGACAUGACCAAAAGAAACUAUCCAGAUGAAAGCUUUCACUUCUUCCAAGUGGGGCAGCAGCCUCAGGAAGAAGCUUCUUCAUCUGAAGAAGUGAAAGAAGCAGCAGAGGUGGAAUCUUCUAAGCUUAAGAGCUCACCAGAUCCAUUUUCACCGUCAGAAUCAGAGGACUUGGAUGUGCCAGAAAAAGAUAUGCUGAAAUGCUCAUUCCCAGAAUCUGAGUCUAGCGAUAAAUCAGAAGAAAUGAUGGGUGACGGUGUCAGCACAGGCACCCCAAAAGCAGAUCUCAAAUCCAGAAUUCCAAUUAAAAUGGGUAUUUCAGCUUCUUCAAAAUCACCAAAGAAAGAAAGCGCUGCCUCUGAAGCUGAACCCCUCUCCGGAAUGGAGACUGACACGGUUGAUAGCGGUCAGGUGCCUUGCCCAGUCUCUCCUGAGCAGUCUGUAGUAGACGAUGAAUUUGAUUUUUCCAAAACGACUAGAUCGGUUUGUUCCGAACAGGGUGACGAGUCCCCCGACUCUUCACCAGAGGAACAGAGAUCUGUGAUUGAAAUCCCUACUGCUCUAAUGGAGAGAGUGCCUUCUUGUGAAAGCAAAUCCAAAAUUCCUGUAAGAACAGCUGCUACUGCAUCGCAGUCCUUGCAACAAUCAGAACAUGACAGCCUUCCCGCAGACGACGUCCUAGACAGUUUGCAGUGUGAAGGGGCAGAUGACCAAGCAAAACCAAAGUCUAAAAUUCCUGUCAAAGCAGCUUUCCAAAAAACUGAACAACAACAUCCGUGCACAGACGCAUCUGUCCGCAAGCUAGAGUCACCCAAAGCUCUUGACAUGACAAGUAAGGCACCUGUGAAGCAAGACAGCCGAAGCAAAUCUGAAUCUGAUGCAAGUAUUCCCAUGGACCCAAAGACUAAACGUUCAGUAAAAGCUAGGAGUUAUGCUGAGGCAGAAGCAGAGACCAGGGAGAGGGAGGGCGAGAUGAAGCUUGAGCUAGACUCAGAUGAGGCAGCAACAGCAAGAUCCAAGGUAUUUUCAUCACGGCUGCCCGUUAAGAGCAGAAGCACUACGGGCUCCCGCAGUGCUUUUAGUCCCACAAAAGAAAGUAAGGAACACUUUUUUGACCUUUACAAAAACUCCAUAGAAUUCUUUGAAGAAAUUAGUGAUGAAGCUUCUAAAUUAGUGGAAAGACUCACACAGUCAGAGAGAGAACAAGAAUUAGUUUCAGAUGACGAAAGCAGUAGCGCCCUAGAAGUUUCAGUUAUUGAAAAUGUGCCAUCCAGUGAGACUCAGCAGUCAGUUCCUGAAGACAUCUUUGACACCAGACCCAUUUGGGAUGAGUCUGUAGAGACUCAGAUUGAACGUAUCCCUGAUGAAAAUGUCCAUGACCAUGAUGAAGAUCAACAGGAUGAUCAAGAAAGGACAGAGGAAAGACUGGCCCACAUUGCUGAUCAUCUUGGAUUCAGCUGGACAG
This is a messenger RNA of Eurypyga helias (sunbittern), 6085 nucleotides long. Its product is annotated as ankyrin-2-like. Lineage: Eukaryota; Metazoa; Chordata; Aves; Eurypygiformes; Eurypygidae. The annotation marks the transcript as partial. The transcript is spliced from 6 exons. The record is from RefSeq and is a predicted model, not a curated record.